This is a messenger RNA of Alligator mississippiensis (American alligator), 1036 nucleotides long. RefSeq names its product C-type lectin domain family 1 member A. The record is from RefSeq and is a predicted model, not a curated record. The transcript is spliced from 7 exons. The coding region runs from base 182 to 940 and encodes 252 amino acids. Lineage: Eukaryota; Metazoa; Chordata; Crocodylia; Alligatoridae.
CUUAUCCCGGGGACCCGAGCCCCUCUUUUCCUCUUGGCAGGCAUGGGAGCUGCCGGGGGCCAGAGCUCCGGGCCGGCGCCAUGGCAACCGGAAGAACCGCGCCGUGCCAGACCGGCCUCGGGACCCCUCCAGCAUCCGGACCGCGCCGCUCCUGCUGAACGGGCACCAAAUAACGUCGAAAAUGGUCAAAGUCCAGCCGAGCCCAGACUCUGACGAGGAGGCGGUCGACGCUGAGCCCCCCCCCAAGGAGGAAGGCAGGGAAAAGCCCCCCAGGAAAAUUGACACCUUGAGGGAUCCGCCCAGAAAGCGCAUCGUGAUGUACGGCCAGGAUUUUGUUCUGCCUAGUAAGUGGCGGCUGGUGUCCUUGAUCCUGGGGAUCGGCUGCCUCAUCUUGUUCAUUGGGCUUGUGGGCUUGCUCGGCAACUACGCCAACAUUUCCAUCUUGAGGAACAAAAAGAUGGAAAGCCACCAAGACCAGAAUGAGAAACUCAAGCUAGCGGUGAAGCAGCUGGCAGCUGGCCGAGGCAGCCAAUGCGAUCCAUGCCUGGAGGACUGGAUCCAGCGAGGUGACACCUGCUACUUCAUGACUGAUGAGCUGACAACCUGGGCCGAAUGCGUCUACAUUUGCAAGAAAAAAGGAGGCAGGCUUGCAAAGCUGGAGACUCAGGCCAAAGUGAUGUUCUUCCGAAUUCAAAUGCGUCAAAAGUUUGAGAUCGUCGACCGAUUCUACCUCAAGUAUUUCCGUUACUGGGUCGGCUUGGCCUACAACACUCUCCUCCGCAAGUGGAUCUGGAUUGAUGGGUCCGAUUUCGAGCAGCUGGUGUAUUCGGAAAAAACCAAGACCUACAAAACGGGCUGCGGCUUAUUCCUCGGCAUGAUCUUCCAGAUGAAGGAAUGCAGCCUGCGGUACCGCUGCAUCUGCGAGAAGAUCAACGACUGACCUGGGCUUUGCAAAGUCCCCCACAGAGAAGCGCGUGCCCCCUUCUGCUCCCCCCACCCCGGGAAAUUCGACAGAGUUUUAUGAACCCAAGCAUUA